AUGCGACCAGAGCUACGCCAGCAGCAAAAUGCCAAACGUGCUGAAUUAUUGCGAAAGGCUAGACAACGGGAUGAAGAGUUAUGUCACUUGACUGAAACUUGUUCACUGGACACAUUGGACGAAGAAACCAGGCGAGCUGUUGCUGAAGCCCAGAUGAGACGAGUAAGAAGAGCCGAACAGGCCAGAGCAAAGUAUUACCGAAUGAACAGAAGUGUUAGCCACGGGAACUGGGCUAAGUCCUGCGUCUUCGCUAUCACCGGUGACCGACUCGAUCUCACAAGAUAG
Cylicocyclus nassatus is the source of this 285-nucleotide messenger RNA. The record is from the annotation of a GenBank genome assembly. NCBI's taxonomy places the organism in Eukaryota, Metazoa, Nematoda, Chromadorea, Rhabditida, Strongylidae.